ACGCGACAAUAACAUGCGUCAGGUGCGAACACUGUCCGUUAGACGUCGUAACGUCGCAGUUUUUUACACCCUUCCAGCAAACGCACAGAGGAAUGACUGAUCCGGGCCUGGCGGUGUGGAUCUCAAGCUGCCGCUUGAGUUUUUGGAAACACGUCAUGGACCGGCAUCGAGGAGCUGCCCUGUACGCGCUGCUAGGCGUUUGCCGCCGUCCUACAUGACACGGUUCAAGAGAAGCUCAUCCGAGCAACCUCAGGUCAAAGACAAGAAGUCUUGGCGGUGUUACGGCGAACUGGGUUGCAUCAGCAUCGGCGGCGUGUUCUACCACAGGCUGUACCGGCCAAUGAACUUCUUUCCAGAAGAACGCAAGGUGGUGAACACGCAGUUUCUGGUGUUUACGCGCCAGAACCCGACGCAGGAAGAUUUCCUCACGUGGAACUCCAGCGUGGAACAGAUCGGCCGGAGCCACUUCAACGCCAGCCGGCCGACCAAGAUCAUAACGCAUGGUUGGCUGGAUACCAUUUUCUUCGGAACGUGGCUCAAGGACAUGAAAACAGCUUUCCUAUUGGUCGGAGACUACAACGUCAUCAUCGUUGAUUGGCGAGGAGGCAAUGGCCUUCCAUAUACGCAGGCUACAGCCAACACGAGACUGGUGGGAGCCGAAAUUGCCGUGUUCAUUAAGAAACUUCAGGCCAUCUUCGGCGCAAAACCGGAAUCGUUCCACAUACUCGGCCACAGCCUGGGUUCCCACGUUGCCGGCUAUACCGGUGAACGAAUACCUGGCCUCGGACGAAUCACAGGUAUGGACCCAGCCGAGCCGUACUUCCAGAAGAUGCCGAAGGAAGUCCGUCUUGAUCCUACAGACGCCGAGUUCGUGGACGUCGUCCACACUGACGGCGCCUCGUUUGUCCUCGACAUACUGAAAGGAGAAGGGCUCGGAAUGUACGAUCCCGCGGGACACGUGGACUUCUACCCCAACGGAGGUAUCAAGAUGCCCGGAUGCGAGCUCAGCACGAGGGUGUUCAAGUUCGUCACCGAAGGUCUGGUCAAUGGGGCCCGCGCCAUCGGCAUCUGCCACCACCAGAGGGCAAUCGACUACGUCAUCGAGACCAUCACCGACGUGCAGUGCCCGUCGCUUGCGUUCGCCUGCUCCUCGUACGAGAUGUUCGAGAAGGGUCGCUGCUCGGACUGCGGCCGCGACGGCUCCAAGUGCGCGCGCAUGGGCAUGCACGCGGACGGCUGGACGCGCUUCAAGAACGACAGCCACUCGGUGCGCAUGUUCAUCGGGACGAACAGGGAGCCACCGUUCUGCGUAUUCCACUACCUGGUGAACGUCGAGAUGUUCAACAAUCCGGGCGCUUCCGCUGCAAGUGGUGACUUGAUUCUUAAGCUCGAAGGAACGAGAGACAGUUGCGAUAUGAAAGUCAACAGAGGCACUGCCACGCUGUACCCGAAGGCUAAGUACAGCUUUGUUGCUAAGACGCCGGUACACGUCGGAGACAUCAAGAAAGCAUUCAUAACGUACAAGAGCAACAGCUUCCUCAACGUUUUUUCAGCUAAGAUGCAGCUGUGGAAAGUAAAAAUCAUGCCCAUGAACAGGCCAACGAGCAGGCAGCAAAGAACAGAACGAACGAUGGUUUUCUGCUCCACAGCUCUGGGUGGACUGACAUCCGGGACGCUAACAGCCCUGUCGCCGUGCUGAUAUUCCGAUAAUUUAUUGAAACGCCAUUGUCGACGCAUUUUUCUCCUGUUGCCCUUCGCUGUUCGUCGUCGGAGGGCGGUUCACCUGGUUCAUCCAUUUCAACCAUCACUGUAGCGCUCAUUACAUUACCACGGAUCUCCCGCUCGAUGACAGGCAAUAAACGAGGCAGUCAUCGUCUGUUUGUCGCUGAUUACUAUGGCAUUGGU
Molecule: messenger RNA, 1905 nt
Organism: Dermacentor silvarum
Lineage: Eukaryota; Metazoa; Arthropoda; Arachnida; Ixodida; Ixodidae
Product: pancreatic lipase-related protein 2-like
Biological process (GO): lipid metabolic process
Molecular function (GO): lipase activity; carboxylic ester hydrolase activity
Source: RefSeq, a predicted model, not a curated record